GACAUACCGACACUAUACCGGACAUCGCAAGUGAGCUUCAGUUUACCUUCAGCCUUUUUUGGCCUGUCCAACCCAGACAGAAGCUACCCACCACUUGGUCUAACUUACAGGGCCAUUGGCGUCGCGCCCAUCCGCUUCCAGAUCAAGACGUCCCCUUCCUAUCCGCAACACCGCGCGCCAGAAUCUAUAACAACCCGAUCAUAAUCAAGAACCAUCGCAGCCUACCAUGUCGUACUUCUUUGCAACGCCGGUCGAUAUCGACAUAGUCCUCGACGAUGCUGACGAGCGAUCCAUGGUGGAUGUCAAGCUGGACAAGAACCGGCGCGAGAAGGCUCCGCUGUAUAUGGACGGCGAGUCGGUCAAGGGCGCCGUGACAGUGCGGCCCAAGGAUGGCAAGAGGCUGGAGCACACGGGCAUCAAGGUCCAGUUCAUUGGCACAAUAGAGAUGUUCUUCGAUCGCGGGAACCACUACGAGUUCCUGUCGCUAGUGCAGGAGCUCGCGGCCCCGGGCGAGCUGCAGCACCCCCAGACGUUCGACUUCAACUUCAGGAACGUGGAAAAGCAAUACGAGUCGUACAACGGCAUCAACGUCAAGCUGCGCUACUUUGUGCGCGUUACCGUCUCGCGCCGCAUGGCCGAUGUCAUCCGCGAGAAGGACAUCUGGGUCUACAGCUACCGCAUCCCGCCCGAGAUGAACAGCAGUAUCAAGAUGGACGUCGGCAUUGAGGACUGUCUGCACAUAGAGUUCGAGUACAGCAAGAGCAAGUACCACCUCAAGGAUGUCAUCGUGGGCCGCAUCUACUUCUUGCUUGUACGGCUCAAGAUUAAGCACAUGGAGCUCAGCAUCAUUCGCCGUGAAACAACGGGUGUUGCCCCGAAUCAGUACAAUGAGAGCGAGACUUUGGUGCGGUUUGAGAUCAUGGACGGCUCACCAUCAAGAGGAGAGACCAUUCCCAUCCGAUUGUUCCUAGGCGGCUUCGAUCUGACACCCACCUUCCGUGACGUCAACAAGAAGUUUUCCACAAGAUACUACCUCAGUUUGGUUCUCAUAGAUGAAGAUGCCCGUCGGUACUUUAAACAGUCAGAGAUCAUCCUCUACCGACAAGCCCCUGAAAUCGCAGCUGCGGCGGCCGCUGCCCCACCCGGUCAAAACGCUCUACCAGCGCCGCCUCCCAACGAUAAUAGGCUUGCGGGGAUACCUGCUGCUUGAGCAGCUGAUCUCGAUGAAUCGCCAAGUGAAAGUGGAGCAAGCGAACGAAAGCAAGCUGCAUGAAUGUCCGGAGGAUGGCUUAGAUAUACAGCCGAUGAUUACAUCAUAAUGAUUUUGAGAAGAAUGGGUGAAGAAUGGAUGGGUCGAUGAACGGAACGAACAGACAAAGAAUAAUGAAUUGGUAUUAAGAGAAAAGCGAAUGCGCCCUCGCAAAACGGUAGCGGUUUAUUUGUUUGUUGCUCGGUUGGAGGGAGGGCGGCUCUAGCGGGACUUGAUAAAACUCCCAUGUGUGAGAAUGAGUCAAGUUUUCCCUAAAUAUUUCCCAACUCAGCAUGGCAUGGCGUUGGCUUUUCGAACGAGAAGAAUUUCUAUCAUAAUUCCAGAUGGAACGGCUGCGGCGCUGUCGCGAUCGUUGUUUCCUCUCUUCUCUCCAUACGACUGGAUCUCGCCCUUGAGUUGACGAUAAGCGAAUCAAGAUUUUAGAAACCACACUCAACGGGGGCUUGUUGACCGAUACUAUAGUGUACGUGCUGUCAUAUGCUAGGAUAAUUGUUGUGCGAAUAAGA
Neurospora tetrasperma FGSC 2508 is the source of this 1776-nucleotide messenger RNA. RefSeq lists its product as uncharacterized. The record is from RefSeq and is a predicted model, not a curated record. The transcript has 5 exons. Gene Ontology annotation, cellular component: retromer complex; endosome. Gene Ontology annotation, biological process: retrograde transport, endosome to Golgi; intracellular protein transport. Bases 227 to 1210 code for a protein of 327 amino acids. Lineage: Eukaryota; Fungi; Ascomycota; Sordariomycetes; Sordariales; Sordariaceae.